UAUUGCAAUUUUAUAGUUCUGGAAAAGCGGCCGUUCGUGCCGUUGAAUCCGUGUUGGUCGUGAAAAUUUCAGUUCUGCUCCGGAAAAACCGUUUCAAUCGCUCCCUAAAGUAUCACCAAAAGUAAGCGGAAGCUUUGCGCAAUCCCGUGCGACUCGUUUUAGCCGUCUAACCAUGGCGUCCGAGGAGGAAAUUGACGAAUCUAUUGCCGAGGAAGAGACGGCCUUGGACGAAACGGGUGCUGAUACGCCACUGGAAGCGGGAGCCGACGCUGAGGAAAAUUCGGAGGACGAAGCGCUGCGGAAUCUGGCCACGGCCCAGGACGAAGAUGACGACUACGAACCGGAGGAUAACCGUAGCAAGAAGAGCAAGAAGGGUAAGAAGCGGAAGGCUCGCGGAGAGGAGAAGAGCAAGGCGCGGAAGAAGAAGAAGCGAAAGAAGAACGACAGCGGCGAUGAGAGCGAUUUCCGGCAGAGUGACGACGGGGCCGGUGCCGGUGCUGAUUCGGAUGAGAAGCCUAAGCGGAGCGGCCGUGAUAAACGUAAGGGCAAGGAGGAGAAGAAGGAGGAAAAGAAGAGCGGGAGCUCGGGGGCGGACUACAACAUGCCGUCGAUCGAAGAGGUUUGCGCAACGUUUGAUCUAACUGAUGUGAAAAUUGAGUACACCGAAGAGGACUACGAAAACUUGAUGACGUACAAGAAUUUCCAUUCGCAUGUUCGCCCAAUUUUGGCAAAGGAAAAUCCAAAGGUUCCAAUGUCCAAGUUGAUGAUGUUGGUCGCAGCCAAGUGGCGCCAAUUCAGUGAGGAAAAUCCUAACCUUCAAGCGGAGGAAGAGGAAGACAAGCAGGAUGAUGAACCGCCACCAUCGCCGGAGUAUGUUCCCAAGUCAAGUCGAUCCAGAACAAAGACCGAGAAGAGGGAUGAAGAUAUGGUCUACGACGACGACGACGAUGAUGAAGAGGAACUCGAACGGGAGAGGACUAAGAAAAAGGGUCGGAAAAGUGCUAGUUCUAGUACAAAGAAAGGCAAAAAGCCGAAAGUUCCAACGUUGAAGAUAAAAUUCUGCAAACGGAAGAAUGCCAGCUCGGAGGAUGAUCCCGAAGCUAGUGGAGCAUCGGAGCGGGAUUCGGACGCAGAGUUUGAGAAGAUGUUACAGCAAUCCGAGGAAAAGGCUGAUAAGGAAAAGGAAAAGGCUGAUGCGGAGACGGCUGAGCAAGCAGCGGAAAGUGCCGAUCCUCCAAUUCGGAAGAAGGCCAAAACCAAAAUUGGAAACAAGUCAAAAAAGAAGGGACGAGCAAAGAAGAGCAAAUUCCCCGACGGAGAAGAUGGUGAACAUGAGCACCAGGACUUCUGCGAGGUUUGUCAGCAGGGUGGAGAGAUCAUCCUUUGCGAUACUUGCCCGAAAGCGUACCAUUUGGUGUGCUUGGACCCGGAACUGGAGGAUACACCGGAAGGAAAGUGGUCGUGCCCGACAUGCGAAGCCGAGGGACCCGUUGAGGAUGAUGACGAUGAGCAUCAAGAGUACUGUCGCAUUUGUAAGGACGGUGGGGAAUUGCUUUGCUGCGAUAGCUGUCCCUCGGCGUAUCAUACUUUCUGUUUGACGCCUCCGUUGGAUGACAUCCCGGAUGGCGAUUGGCGUUGUCCGAGAUGCGGAUGCCCUCCGUUGCAGUACAGGGUACAGAAGAUUCUCACCUGGCGUUGGACAACUAAACCUCUGGACCCGAAUGAACCGUCGACUUCAAAAGCUCAGACGACUCGUAGGCGAGAAUAUUUCGUCAAAUUUCACGAAAUGUCCUACUGGCAUUGCGAUUGGGUCACAGAACUACAACUGGAUGUAUUCCAUCCGCUAAUGUUCCGUUACUACACCAGAAAGUAUGAUAUGGAGGAACCUCCCAAACUGGAGGAAGCGCUGGAUGAGGCGGACAGUCGCUACAAGCGAAUUUUGAAGAUGCGCGAUGGGGAAGCGGAUGAAACAGAGCUGGAAGAAAAGUAUUAUAGGUACGGGGUUAAACCAGAAUGGCUGAUGGUUCACCGUGUUAUUAACCACCGAACGAUGCGAGAUGGCCGUACGCUGUAUUUGGUCAAGUGGCGAGAGUUGCCGUACGACAUGGUCACCUGGGAGGAGGAAGAUGAGGAAACUCCUGGGCUGAAAAGUGCCAUCGAGUAUUAUUUGGAUUUGAGAGCAAACUGCACCAACGAAAUCAACUCCAGCUCCAGUAGCAGCAAAAAGAGCAAAAAGAAAGGACGCAAAUCACGGGUCCGAGAAUUGGAAGAGGAUGAAAGAUUGGGCCUACGACGUUACACACCACCUCCGGAUAAGCCUACAACAGAACUGAAGCGCAAGUAUGAAGUUCAACCACCAUAUUUGGACGAAACUGGAAUGCGACUUCACAACUACCAGCUGGAGGGCAUCAACUGGUUGCGUUACUCUUGGGCUCACGGAACAGACACCAUCUUGGCCGACGAAAUGGGUCUUGGUAAGACCAUUCAGACAGCCGCCUUCCUUUAUUCGCUGUACAAGGAAGGUCACUGCAAGGGACCAUUCCUGGUUGCCGUUCCGCUUUCUACAAUCAUCAAUUGGGAGCGUGAGUUCGAAACGUGGGCACCGGACUUUUACUGCAUCACCUAUGUCGGUGACAAGGAUUCCCGUGCUAUUAUCCGAGAGCACGAGUUGUCAUUCGAAGAGGGAGCAGUUCGUGGGGGACGAGCUUCAAAAAUUCGAGCUAAUACGAUAAAGUUCAAUGUUCUGCUGACCAGCUACGAAAUGAUAUCGUUUGAUGCUGCCUGUCUGGGUUCGAUCGAUUGGGCUGUGUUGGUUGUCGAUGAAGCCCAUCGACUUAAGUCGAAUCAGAGCAAGUUCUUCAAAAUUUUGGCUAACUACAACAUUGCCUACAAACUGUUGCUGACGGGGACACCACUUCAGAACAAUCUGGAGGAACUGUUCCAUCUGCUGAACUUCUUGAAUUCUGAGAAAUUCAACGAUAUGGCUAGCUUCCAGAAUGAGUUCGCCGAUAUUAACAAGGAAGAUCAGGUGAAAAAACUGCACGAAAUGUUAGGUCCGCACAUGCUGCGUCGUCUCAAGACGGACGUGCUAAAGAACAUGCCCACCAAGUCGGAGUUUAUCGUGCGUGUCGAACUGUCCCCGCUGCAGAAGAAGUACUACAAGUACGUUCUGACGCGCAACUUCGAGGCGCUUAAUCCGAGAGGCGGAGGCGGUGCCUGUUCGCUCAUAAACAUCAUGAUGGAUCUGAAGAAGUGCUGCAAUCAUCCGUAUCUGUUCCAGGCGGCCGUAGAGGAAGCACCACUUGGUCCCGGUGGAAACUACGAGAUUCAGUCGUUGAUCAAGGCAGCUGGAAAGUUGGUCCUGCUGGAGAAGAUGCUGAAACAGUUGAAAGAACAGGGUCAUCGGGUGUUGAUCUUUUCGCAGAUGACCAAGAUGUUGGAUAUUAUGGAAGAUUUUCUGGAAGGGUUGGGCUACAAGUACGAACGUAUUGAUGGUGGUAUUACCGGAACGCUUCGACAGGAGGCUAUUGAUCGGUUCAAUGCUCCGGGAGCGCAACAGUUCUGUUUCCUGCUGUCGACUCGUGCCGGUGGUUUGGGUAUUAACUUGGCAACGGCUGACACCGUAAUUAUCUACGAUUCCGAUUGGAAUCCGCACAAUGACAUUCAAGCGUUUUCGCGUGCUCAUCGAAUCGGUCAGGCCAACAAGGUCAUGAUUUAUCGGUUCGUCACAAGAAAUUCCGUGGAGGAGCGAGUCACCCAGGUGGCCAAGAGGAAGAUGAUGUUGACACAUUUGGUGGUACGACCAGGAAUGGGUGGAAAGGGAGCUAACUUUACCAAGCAGGAGUUGGAUGAUAUUUUGCGAUUUGGUACAGAGGAACUGUUCAAGGAAGAUGCCAAGGAUGAGGAAGCCAUUCAUUAUGAUGAUAAGGCGGUGGCAGAGCUGCUGGACCGAUCCAACAAGGGCGUUGAGGAAAAGGAGAAUUGGGCUAACGAGUAUUUGUCAUCGUUCAAAGUUGCUUCUUACUCGACAAAGGAAGAUGUCGAAGAGGAGGUGGAUACUGAAAUCAUUAAACAGGACGCGGAAAAUUCGGAUCCGGCAUACUGGGUCAAGCUCCUGCGUCACCAUUACGAACAGCACCAGGAAGAUUUGUCGCGAACUUUGGGCAAGGGAAAACGUGUCCGCAAACAGGUUAAUUACACGGAUGGCGGUGUCGUCCAAGCGGAUCCAGUCAAGGAAGAUUCAACCUGGCAGGAGAACGUUUCCGACUACAAUUCAGAUUAUUCUGGAAAUUCAGACGACCAGGGAGAUGAGGAUGAUGAAGAUGGUGAUACGAGUCGAAGAAGCAAGAGGAGAAUCGAACGGAAGGAAGCUGAGAGAGAUAAUCGACCACUUCCUCCGCUGUUGGCUCGUGUGGGCGGUAACAUUGAGGUGCUGGGCUUCAAUGCACGUCAGCGUAAGAGCUUCCUCAAUGCAAUUAUGCGAUACGGGAUGCCACCGCAGGAUGCAUUCAACUCACAGUGGCUCGUGCGGGACCUACGUGGAAAAUCGGAACGAAACUUCAAAGCUUACGUCUCACUGUUUAUGCGACAUUUGUGCGAACCGGGUGCCGAUAAUGCGGAAACGUUCGCCGACGGUGUACCGCGGGAGGGUCUCAGUCGGCAGCAUGUUUUGACCAGAAUCGGUGUUAUGUCGUUGAUCCGUAAGAAAGUGCAGGAGUUUGAACAUAUUAACGGUUACUACAGCAUGCCGGAACUGAUCAAGCGACCAUGUGAACCCGUUAAAAAUGCCCUAGCUGGCGAGGCUAAUAGUGAAACGCCGAAAUCCGCUACCACCAGUACCAGUGCGACUCCGGCUACGAGUGCAGCUCCAAGUCCAGCCCCAACCGGUGUGGACAAGGAGGACGAUACGAGCGCUUCGACAGAGGAUAAGGACAAGAAAGAAGCCGAAGAAGAGAAAAAAGAUCCGUUGGAUGAGAAGAAAGAGGUACCGGAAACAGGUAAAUCUACCGAUAGUGAAAUCCAAAGCGACGAGAAAGAAACGAAGGUUGAGGGAAAAUCGGAUGUAGCGACAGAAAUUAAAUCCGAUGAAGCCAAAAAGGAUGGCGAAUCGGUGGAAGAGAAGAAACCAGAAGCGGAUGAAUCCAAGCCUAAGAGUGAAUCCAAGGAUGACGACGCGACUGGCAAGGUGGAAAAGUUAAAGGAAGAUACAGUAAAAAGUGAGACCCCGGCUUCGUCCGCGGAACUCAAGAAGGAGGAACCAGCAGAUGAUCCGGACGUCAAAAUCACUGAAGACCCGGACAAGGACAAACCAAUUGCUAUCGAUGAUGACGACGAUGACGAUGUGGUCAUUGUGAAGGACGAUGAUGACGAUGUGAAAAAACUUCCAUCAAAACCUGAACAAUUGGAAGUUCACAAGCGGACGUUUAUGUUUAACAUCGCCGAUGGUGGUUUUACUGAACUGCACACACUUUGGAUCAACGAGGAGAAGGCUGCCGUACCUGGAAGAGAGUACGAAAUAUGGCACCGCCGUCACGACUACUGGCUGCUAGCAGGAAUCGUUACCCAUGGCUAUGGCCGCUGGCAGGAUAUCCAGAACGAUAUUCGUUUCGCGAUCAUCAAUGAACCGUUCAAGAUGGACGUUGGAAAGGGUAAUUUCUUAGAGAUCAAAAAUAAAUUCCUCGCCCGUCGUUUCAAACUGCUGGAACAGUCCCUUGUCAUUGAGGAACAGCUGCGACGAGCUGCCGUGCUGAAUCUCGCCCAAGAUCCGAGUCACCCGGCGAUGGCCCUGAAUGCUCGAUUUGCUGAGGUAGAAUGCCUGGCCGAGUCUCACCAGCAUCUGAGCAAGGAAUCUCUGGCUGGAAAUAAACCAGCGAACGCCGUUCUGCACAAAGUUCUCAAUCAACUUGAGGAACUGCUGUCGGAUAUGAAGAGUGAUGUUUCGCGACUUCCGGCUACCCUGGCUCGUAUACCCCCGGUUGCUCAACGACUGCAAAUGUCCGAACGGUCAAUUCUGUCCCGAUUAGCCGCCACUGGAAACACCAUUCAACCGAAUCCACCACUGGCACAAUUUCCGGUCGGCUUCCAAGGAACGACGCUGCCAGGAUUCGCGGUAGCCGCCACAGCUGCGGCGAACUUUGCCAACUUCCGGCCCACGUUUUCAGUGCCCGGACAGCCAACUGCUAACUACCCCAGCGGGUCCGGGACUUCUAAAUAAGUGACAACAGUGGUGAUGAUUUACACGUACGUUUGCUUAGUAUGAAUUGUAACGUUAGUCCCUUUUAUAAUCUGAAAGGAAGCAAUUCCUUGUAGACGUAGUAUAUUUUAUCGUCUGGGUUCCAGAUGUCAAAUUCCUUACUCUGUAUUUUUUAUUUAUGUACCUACCAACCGAAGCAAACUUUGAAAUCAAGACAACAAUGGAACUCUAAUCUACGUUUUACAGUAAUAUACGAUAGGAGUGAUACACACAAGUUUACAUCUAGGAUUUAAACCACUUUCAAACGGCAUAAAACAGUUCGAAAAUCAAUAUUGAAAAAGCGUAAAGUGUAA
Molecule: messenger RNA, 6546 nt
Organism: Topomyia yanbarensis
Lineage: Eukaryota; Metazoa; Arthropoda; Insecta; Diptera; Culicidae
Gene: Mi-2
Product: chromodomain-helicase-DNA-binding protein Mi-2 homolog
Exons: 5
Coding region: 173-6214 (2013 amino acids)
Biological process (GO): chromatin remodeling; negative regulation of transcription by RNA polymerase II
Cellular component (GO): chromatin; nucleus
Molecular function (GO): ATP-dependent chromatin remodeler activity; ATP binding; histone binding
Source: RefSeq, a predicted model, not a curated record